Molecule: messenger RNA, 8461 nt
Organism: Labrus mixtus (cuckoo wrasse)
Lineage: Eukaryota; Metazoa; Chordata; Actinopteri; Labriformes; Labridae
Product: voltage-dependent T-type calcium channel subunit alpha-1G-like
Exons: 33
Coding region: 149-6544 (2131 amino acids)
Biological process (GO): sodium ion transmembrane transport; neuronal action potential; positive regulation of calcium ion-dependent exocytosis
Cellular component (GO): neuron projection; voltage-gated sodium channel complex; voltage-gated calcium channel complex
Molecular function (GO): low voltage-gated calcium channel activity; voltage-gated sodium channel activity
Source: RefSeq, a predicted model, not a curated record
AACACAGCUUCAUGAAACGUGCCUAUCUAGAAUAGUGUGAAUGUAAUCAGUGUUUAAACCCUGCUGUGUCGUUGAGCCUUAACUGUUUGUCACUUGGUUUGAGCGUGUGAGCAUUUUGGCUAUCCUGCUGAACUGUGUGACUCUCGGGAUGUUCCAGCCCUGUGACCACACGCCCUUCCUGCUGCAGGCUCUGGAUGAUGGCAUCUUCGUGUUUUUCGCUGGGGAAAUGGUAGUGAAGAUGGUGGCCCUCGGGGUCAUAGGUCAAAGCGGUUACCUUGGCGACACAUGGAACAGAUUGGACUUCUUCAUUGUUCUAGUGGGAAUGCUGGAGUACUCCCUUGAUGGACACAACGUCAGCCUAUCAGCAAUCCGGACGGUCCGAGUUCUCCGCCCACUGCGAGCCAUCAACAGAGUCCCCAGUAUGCGUAUCCUGGUCACCCUUCUCCUGGACACACUCCCCAUGCUGGGCAACGUGUUGGCACUGUGCUUCUUUGUCUUCUUCAUCUUCGGCAUCGUUGGCGUACAGCUAUGGGCGGGGCUUCUAAGGAACCGCUGUUUCAUGGGAGAGGAAGUCAAGACGCGAUAUAACAUAUCCUUCCUGAGUGGCUACUAUCAGCCAGAUGGCACAGACGACCACCCCUUCAUCUGCUCAACAGAUAGAGAAAAUGGGAUGCUUAGGUGCUCCGAUGUUCCUCGUCGCCGUGUAGCCGGGGCUUUCUGCUUCCUGGGUGCUGAGGAGGCUCCUCCUGAGAUCGGACCUACAGUGGAUCAACCAGUGUCAUGUGUAAACUGGUACCAGUAUUACAACCAGUGUCGGGCCGGGGAAGUAAAUCCACACAAAGGGGCUAUUAAUUUUGAUAAUAUUGGAUAUGCCUGGAUCGCCAUUUUUCAGGUGAUUACUCUGGAGGGCUGGGUCGACAUCAUGUACUACGUCAUGGAUGCACACUCUUUUUAUAACUUCAUCUACUUCAUCUUUCUCAUCAUUGUGGGCUCCUUCUUCAUGAUCAACCUGUGCCUGGUCGUCAUUGCAACCCAGUUUUCUGAAACUAAGCAGAGAGAACACGCCUUAAUGAAAUCGGAGCAGCACGCCCGACAGCUCCACCAAUCAGCUUCCACUCUGGCCAGCGACAGCCAACCGGGAAGCUGCUAUGAGGAGAUCAUCCGCUACCUGGCUCACCUUGGCCGCAAAGCAUGUCGGCGGCUGUUGCGCUGCUAUGCUCAGAAACGCACACAAUUUCACUGUGUGUGUGUAUGCAAGAAAGACCGGGGCGUAGGAUCCGCAAGAGGGAGUGGAGUCGGGGAAAUGAACGGACUUGCCCACAGGCACUCAGGCCACGCCCCCAACAACCUGUCACACCUUCAUCAGCUCUAUCAUCAUCAUCAGCAGCAUCAUCAGCAGACUCAGCCCGCACAGUCGGAGCCGGGAGUCAGUAAUGGAGGGAAGGGUUUUAAUUAUCCGUUCAUAGCACCGCUCUUCAGUCACCUGGAUGCAAAGAACCAGGACCCGAAGAGGCCGGUUGCCAUGGAAACUGUCAACAGACUGCCUCAGCUGGUGGUGGAGCAUGGUGGGUGUGCUGGGCAUCCUGCUAUAACAUUGCCAGGUGAAGUCCCAGUAGAUUCCCCAGCAUGCCCGUACUGCAUGUACUACAACCAACUGGGCGACACUGAAAAUGUUCAUGAGCAGACUGAAGACCAGCAGCACGGGUACAACAACUCAUGCCCUGGCAACAGUCCUUGUCAUAGUAACAGCCCCUGCCAUUGUAGCAGCCCCUGUCAUGGUGAUGCACAGGUGUCUGAGCCAAAGAAAAGGCUGUUGGAGCGUUGCUGGGCGGGACCCCGAACCAAACUCGAUCUCAUUGUUGGCAGCAGAUACUUCAACAGAGGAAUCAUGAUUGCCAUCCUUAUAAACACACUGUCAAUGGGCAUUGAGUACCACGAACAGCCGCAGGAGCUGACAGAUGUUUUGGAGAUCAGCAACAUGGUGUUCACAAGUCUGUUCAGUUUGGAGAUGCUGCUGAAGGUCAUGGCUCUUGGGCUCUUUGGAUACCUCAAGAACCCCUACAACGGCUUCGACAGCGUCAUUGUCAUCAUCAGUGUGUGGGAGAUUGUUGGUGAGGCAGAGGGAGGCUUGUCUGUGUUGCGUACCUUCCGACUGCUGAGAGUUUUGAAGCUGGUCCGGUUCCUUCCAGCACUGAGGAGGCAACUGGUUGUGCUGAUGAAGACAAUGGACAAUGUGGCCACGUUCUGCAUGCUGCUGAUGCUCUUCAUAUUCAUAUUCAGUAUCCUUGGUAUGCAUCUGUUUGGCUGUAAGUUUGGUUUGCAGCAGAACAGUGGAGACACUUUACCUGACAGGAAAAACUUUGACUCUCUGCUGUGGGCGACCGUCACCGUGUUUCAGAUCCUCACCCAGGAGGACUGGAACGCAGUGCUGUAUAACGGGAUGGCCUCCACCACACCGCUGGCUGCACUCUACUUCGUCGCCCUCAUGACCUUCGGCAACUACGUCCUCUUCAACCUGCUAGUUGCCAUUUUGGUGGAGGGCUUUCAAGCCGAAGGAGAUGCAAACAGAUCUGAGGCAGAUGAAGAGAGACAAUCUCUCUCUUACGAGGAUGAGGAGAAGUUGAGAGAACUCUACGCUGCAGAGCUCAAAAUACAAGCAAUGAUGUUGAGCCCCAAUGGUCUCCUGAACCCAAAAGCCUCCAUGCCCCCCCCUCAACAGCCUCCUCUGCCCGUCAUCACUCACACUGCAGCCACGCCCACCAUAAACUCCAGCCAGUCACGCCGGGCGAGCGCUGCUUCCAUGGAGAUCAACAGCAUUGAGCGGAGGUCAACGCUGUCUUCACAGUCUCUGUGGGACAGCGGGCCUGAGAGCCGUCGCUCCAGCUGGACCAGCAUAGGCCGAGCCCCCAGCCUCCACAGGAAGAGCCAGUCAGGAGAGAUGGAGUCCCUGCUGUCUGACACGCACACCAGCUCCAUCUCGAGCAGCAGGGAGCAGUCUCUGGACCAGCCCGAGUACCUGCAGGUUCCCAUGCUCCACCAGGCUGACUGCAACGGCACCUCCUUUCACCCUUCUGACCACUGCUAUGACGACGCUCCGCUAACCACACAUUACAACAGUGACCAGGAGGACGAGGAGAUUGAGGAGAGUUUAUGUAAGAAGCUGAAGAAGAUUCUGGAGCCAUAUGAACCACAGUGGUGCCUGGAGCAUGAAGAGUGGGCUCUCUAUCUGUUUUCUCCAAACAACCAUUUCAGGCAGUGGUGUCAGAAGAUCAUAGGUCACAAGAUGUUUGAUCACAUCAUCCUCCUCUUCAUCUUCCUGAAUUGCAUCACCAUUGCUCUCGAGAGGCCCGACAUACAGCCCAACAGCAUGGAGCGCGUGUUCCUCAGUGUGUCCAAUUACAUUUUCACUGUGAUCUUCGUGGGUGAAAUGAUGAUCAAGGUGGUAGCUAUGGGGUUGUACUUUGGAAAGGGUGUGUACCUGCAGAGCAGCUGGAACAUUUUAGAUGGAGUUUUGGUGUUUGUGUCUCUUGUGGACAUCCUGGUCUCCAUCGCAUCAGCUGGCGGUAAUCGAAUCCUAGGCAUCCUCCGAGUGCUCCGUCUACUCCGCACACUGAGGCCACUCAGGGUGAUAAGUCGAGCUCCUGGUCUAAAACUGGUGGUGGAAACUCUGAUCACAUCCCUCAGACCCAUCGGGAACAUCGUCCUUAUCUGCUGUGCUUUUUUCAUCGUGUUUGGAAUUCUGGGGGUUCAGCUCUUUAAAGGGAAGUUCUUCUACUGUGACGGGCUUGAUGUGAGUAACAUCACCAACAAAACCCAGUGCCUGGAGGAAGGACACCGCUGGGCUCGACGGAAAUACAACUUUGACAACCUGGGACAGGCGCUGAUGUCACUCUUUGUGCUGUCAUGUAAAGAUGGCUGGGUCAGCAUCAUGUAUGAUGGUCUGGAUGCUGUCGGAGUGGACCAGCAGCCAAUAAGAAACAACAACCCUUGGAUGCUGCUUUUUUUCAUCUCUUUCCUGCUCAUUGUCAGCUUCUUUGUGCUCAACAUGUUCGUGGGCGUGGUGGUGGAGAACUUUCACAAGUGUCGGCAGGAGCAGGAGGAGGAGGAGGCACGGCUGAGGGAGGAGAAACGUCAGAAGCGGUUGGAGAAAAGGAGAAGAAGGGCCCAGGAGAAGCCGUACUACGCCGACUACUCCCCACUGCGUCGGUCCAUCCACACCGUGUGCACAAGCAGCUACAUGGAUCUCUUUAUCUGCGCCAUCAUCUUCACAAACCUCCUCACCAUGAGCAUGGAGCACUACAACCAGCCUAAGUACCUCGAGGAGAUUCUGAAGUACUGCAAUUAUGUCUUCACCGUGGUUUUUGUCAUCGAGGCCAUUCUCAAGCUCAUCGCUUUUGGCCUGCGCCGCUUUUUCAAAGAGAGAUGGAACCAGCUGGACCUCGCCAUUGUGUUGCUGUCCAUUAUGGGAAUCACGCUGGAGGAAAUAGAAAUGAAUGCCUCCCUGCCCAUCAACCCCACCAUCAUACGCAUUAUGAGAGUCCUAAGAAUAACAAGAGUGCUGAAGCUGUUGAAGAUGGCUACAGGAAUGAGAGCUCUGUUGGACACAGUCAUGCAAGCUCUGCCUCAGGUGGGGAAUCUGGGUCUGCUCUUCAUGUUGCUGUUCUUCAUCUAUGCAGCUCUGGGAGUUGAGCUCUUUGGAAAACUGGAGUGUUCAGAAGAAAACCCGUGUGAGGGUCUUAGUCGCCAUGCUACUUUUGACAACUUUGGCAUGGCUUUCCUCACACUCUUCAGGGUGUCUACCGGGGACAACUGGAAUGGGAUUAUGAAGGACACAUUACGAGAGUGUCGCCCUCAGGAGCGCCAUUGCCUCACCUACCUCCCCCUGAUCUCCCCUGUGUACUUCGUCACCUUCGUCCUUACGGCUCAAUUCGUGCUGGUCAACGUGGUUGUUGCUGUACUGAUGAAGCACCUGGAGGACAGCAACAAGGAAGCACAGCUGGAGGAGAUGGAGGAGAGGGAAGAGAAGCGAGAGAUGGAAGAGAAGAAGGAGAGGGAAGAGAGGAGGGAGAGAGAGGAGGCCAACCGACGGCACAGCAUGGCGUCUCUGGGCGGAGAUCUACAGGGCCCAAACGCAGACAUACCUGCCCAGGUGGAGGAUGAGGAGUGUUCCCAUGGCAACUUGCAGAGCAUGGGACGCAUGCUGUCUCUCCCCAGCGACAGCUAUGUUCAGCCUCUCAGAUGCUCCCCCUAUCCUCCCAUUGGCCAGGAGUCCUACUCCAUCUACAGCUACUCAGGAUCCAUGUCGUCUCUGGGCUCCAGCGGAGGUGGCUCACUGCUGCAGGUUCCCGGUGCUCUGCCCACCAUCAGCCACGCCUCACUGGGCUCUGGACGCAGCAUGAGGCCGAAGAUUUUCCUCAGCACCUCUCAGAGUAUCGACAGACACUCUUCACACAGGCUGAGUCCGGCCAACAGCAUAGAGGGAUGCAGGUUGAGCCCGGCUCACAGAAUAAACAGACUCAACUCAGCACACAGUAUCGAUGGAUACAAGUUCAGCCCGGCUCAUCGGAUUAACAGACAGAGACUGAGCUCGACUCGCAGUAUGGACGGAUACAGACUGAACCCAGACCACAACACAGACAGACCCACACUCCUCUCCAGCCACAGUAUAGACAGACACGCCUCACUCAGACUAAGUCCCACGUACAGUGCCAGCAGAAGCCCUUCUCAUUGGCUCAGUCCUGAAGACAGUUUGGACAGAAACAUGCUUAGUCCGUCCUAUGUUCCCGAAAACUCCGCCUUAAGGAGACCGCCGUCCUUCCGCUCUUUAAGCAGACAGCUACAGAGACAGGAGGCAGUACGCUCUGACUCUGUGGAUCAGAGCGGCUCAGCUGACGAUCUGGCAGAGACUCACCUUACUGUUCCAGCUGUCUCUUCUACACCGCAACGCCAGCGAUCUUCCAGCGUACACACACUGAAAUACGCACACGCCCAGAGGGUCAUCUCAUGCAGGAGCCACAGCCGCAGCCACAGUGAAAGCACUGGGCAGGAACACGUACCUGAGCCGGCCAUCUGCGACUCUGAAACAGAUGUGGAGAAGAGGCCCGUCAGCCAGCAGAGCCUGUCCAGUCUGAAGGUCCCAAGCGGCGACUCCACAUUAUCAGCCCCGCUCUGUAGCUCCAGGGCAGUGAGCCCCGGUCCCAGCUCAGCCCCCAGCCCCCAUUCAGAUGCUGCCGAUGAGGAAGUGAGCAGUAUAAACAGUUCUGUUCACACACACUUACACACACAAACUCCAGCAGGCUCCUCACACAAAAGCAGACACCUUUCUCCGAGCCCCGGGGAGCACCGGUGCCGCCUCAGCCAAUCAGUGUCUCCGGUGUCCAGCAGGAACAAGAAGCAUAGGAUGAGUCCGCCGCCAGGAGAGGAGCCUGUUACUAUAGCAACCCAGCUGAUGGACAGCAGUGUUGAGCUGAGAAGGCGGACUCUGUCCUUCGAUGCCACAACCCUCUCUCCUAAUCAACCAGAGGGAAGUUCUGUGGAGGACUGAACAAACUCAGUCGGACAGGAGAGAUCAUUUUCUGACAUGGUGGACCCUGGUGCCACUGGAGCAGAUAAGUGGGGGCGGAGCCACAAUCCAAAACAGGAAAGAUACCUGUUACUAUUUUUUAAGGACCCGCCAGACGCCUCAUCCUGCCCAAUCACUAGAAUUUCACAGGGUGUUUGAGCAGGACUCUUCCAGGCCGAGUGUGUAGGUGUGUAGGAGUUCAAGGACCCAUUGUGAAGUUUUUACACAAUAUGCACACAAGAAGAUAUUUCCUUUUCUUCUAUCAUAGUCCUAGCUUUAGUUCAAACACAGUAGUCCCCUUCCCCCUUCUAUAUUUACUCCAACACUAACCUGCCCCUUGCUUGAUCUCCUCCUUCUACUCUCUCUCUUAACCUUUUCCUCACAACUCAAGCCUUGGUGAGAGUAUGAGAUAAAAUACCACAGAGAUGCAGCAUGGAGUGAGCUAGUGUGUGAUCUGCUCGUGUACACAAAGAUGUGUUGAAAAAGAGAAAAACACAGCUUCUGAUUGCAUCUUCUGAUUAUUUAAUUCUUGCUCAAACAGUUUUGUUUCUUGAUAGACUAGUUGUUUAUAUUUUGGUUUGUAAAACAUCAGAAAUAAUAGAAAAAGGCUCAUCACGUUUUUUUUCUCCAAGAACCCUUUUGUCCUAUAAUGUGCUCAAUAUCCAAAGACCCCCUCUAUUCAAAUGUUGAACAAGAGAACCCAGAAUCUUUGCAUUUUAGAAGAUAAAACAUCAAAUACUCAGCAUGUUCAAUUAUCAAUUAUGAAAAUGAAUCACUGAUUCAUUUUCUGUUCAUUGUCUAACAAGUAAACAGUGUAUAAGCUUAACAUAGUUUUCCAUUACUUUACCUUAUAUCCUGCCCUGAUAUCUAGAAGUAUAGUUGAGUUUCACAAAAGCUGACAAAGGAUUUCAUAUGUAAGUGCUUCAUUUAUAAUGGCACCCUUGCAUAAAUUGGUGCAGGCACAUUUUAUUAGAUAAUUAAUUCUACAAAAAUAACAAAUACAGUACAGAGCAUUACAGCAUCUUUUAAAAGUUAAGCAACAUGAGGAUUCUAUAUAUUUAACCAUGUGGCAUUUUGUAUGUUUAUUAAGACUAAUCUUUACAUACCUCAUAAUCUACAGUAAACUGCCACUGGAGCCACCACUUUUUCGAUCGUUCUUAAAUUACAGCCAAAUUAAACAUGGAUAUCUUUGUGGAAUUUGAGAAACUCCCGCCCUUAUAUACAUCCUACCCUGACAGAUGGAAAGAAAUACAUUUGCACUAAGAGCCUCUGAGUAAAUAAUUGUCUGACCUCGGCUUUCAUACUCUCUACCUCGCUUCUUUUCCUGACCCCAUCUUUUUGAACAUUCAGACUGCUAAGUUUCUCACUCACUCCCUCCACUUUCCUUUUCUCUGUCCUAGUAUUCUCAGGGUAGAGGUAGUUCAGAUGCAGGUGAGCGUGAUGAAGCAUGUGAUUAGAGGUAUACAGAUUUAGACUGCCCCCUGCUGUCUGAAGCCGGAGCUGGUUCGUCUCUCCUGAUGCGUAAAGACAUUAAGCUGUACGGGGUGAAGUUUAGACAGAUGCAGAUGUACAGAAGGGCUUAUUCAGGUGAUUUUAAGGUGUGUAAAACUUUGUAGAAAAAGGCAAAGAGUAUAUUUUAUUAACACAGCAGCAAUGAUGUGAGAACUACAAAGGGGAAUUUAUACAUUUUUGAAUGUCAACGUAUCUGCUGGAAAUGAUGGAUGAUGAGGAUGAUAGUGUUAUAGGAUGUUGAUUAUAAUGAUGAUGAUGAUUAUAAUGACGACUCUGGCUGAUGCAAAUGUUUAUAACAUUGGUCCGCCAGAAUGAAAGCAGGGAAUAAAAUGCUCACUUGCUGUAACAUGAUUGGAAAGUGAUGGAAUAAAACCACUUCCUGACUGA